Messenger RNA from Anopheles arabiensis, 1111 nucleotides. RefSeq lists its product as uncharacterized. Lineage: Eukaryota; Metazoa; Arthropoda; Insecta; Diptera; Culicidae. The record is from RefSeq and is a predicted model, not a curated record. The transcript is spliced from 2 exons. Bases 78 to 872 code for a protein of 264 amino acids.
AUCCCUCGCAACGCACAAUCGCACGAACACAGUAGCCAGUGGAACCGACCGCACAAGUUUACCCCUUAAAACCCGUCAUGUCACGAAACGAAAUUAAAAAGUCGAAAAUACCGAUACCAUGCCCGACCGAGCAGGAGCUCGGCCGGGAGGAAGAACUCCUCGACGAAACGAUGCCGCCGAGCGAACUGUUCCACUGUACCAGCUCACUGCUGGCUAGCGAAUCGCUGUACACCGCCACGAUCAACGGGCAGGAGUGUCAGCUUCCGUUCGAGGUGCUGCCGGAAGUGUCCUCUUCCGUCGUGAAACUGGAGGAUACGGCCAUCUCGCGCCAACCAUUUCCCUGUCCCGCCGGGGGGUGCCGGCAGCCGUGCUGCUUGUUUAUGUUCGCCACACACGUCGCCUUCGACCACCAGGAGGUGCUGGUGGACACACUGUGGCCGGGCGAAACCAACACCGUCCUGAUCGACCCGUACACGGAACCGACCGACCAGCAGCGCUGUCACAGGCUUCUGCUUCUUAGUGGCAAAAUAAGAGGACUUGGCGAUGGGAAGCAUCGGGACAAGCUGCCGUUUGCGCUGAUGUCGUCGAAAUGUUCGCUUUACGGGUCGGACCGGCUGGUGCUGUGGAUUACCGGUCCCGAUGCGGGCGAUGGCCACCGGCAGCAGUACACGCUGGAGGCGGGAAAGAACGAAUCCUCCCGGCUGGUGAUGUACGCGGUAGCCUUCAGCGGUGAGAUCGUGCCGCUGCACGGCUCGCAGGACGCGGCGGAGCUGCACCGGUCCGGCGCUGGGCUGGUCGUACCCGAGCAGCAGCUAGACUUUCUUACCGACAGCCGCACGAAGCUUCUGGAAGUUUGUGUGCAUUUCUAUUGAUAACCGCUCGGACGAUCGGGCGUGAUGCAAAUCGCGCAUUUUUGCCGGUGGACUUGCGCGAAUAAUUCAUCAGGAAACGCCUCCCUCUCGCGGGAAAAGGAUUCGGUUGGUUCGCAGUACAAGCUCUGGCCCCAAGGGUGCAUGGGGUUAAUUUGGGUUUCGGUGAAAUGGUCAAUGGCGCACACGUCCAUUAGCAUCGUGUCGAGGAGCAGUAGUAAAAAUCGUUGCCUGAAACGUGA